Molecule: messenger RNA, 3621 nt
Organism: Acanthaster planci (crown-of-thorns starfish)
Lineage: Eukaryota; Metazoa; Echinodermata; Asteroidea; Valvatida; Acanthasteridae
Product: equilibrative nucleobase transporter 1-like
Biological process (GO): transmembrane transport
Molecular function (GO): transmembrane transporter activity
Source: RefSeq, a predicted model, not a curated record
CACUAAGGUUGGUUUUGCCAGGAGAAGCACGGACGGAAUUCUUGUACCUGUGAACCCUGUGAGUUUCUGCAUGUUAUGAGUGUGGCGUGGAAUUCCUGUCCUGACUAUAGAACUUCACAAUGAUUGGACUGACCCCCUAUCGCGUCCUCACCCUGGGUCUUGGCACAUUUGAAAACCUGAUAUUCAGCGGAGUGGUCUUUGGCUGGGCAUCAUUGGUCUUCAUUGUCAAGCAGGAAGGUUACUUCAGUCAUCUGUGCUCCACCACCAAUUCAUCGUCCAACUCCUCGACAGAGUUCCUCGGAGUGAGUGACCAACCAAUCAGUCAGAGUGGCCUUACACAAACACCCACUACCUCACCAUCAGCGGGUACCGGUGGAGAUUUUCCAUCCUGCCCUGAGCAAGAUGCAGAGCUCCAACUGGUGUUCACCAUUGCCACAUUUUGCUAUGAAUUUCUUCUUUUCCCCAUGGGCAUAGUGCUAGAUAAAGUUGGCACACUGGCCAUGAGACUGUUGUCCAGUCUAUUUAUCCUGACAGGUCUUCUCUUGAUAGCAUUCAGCUCCAUGGAAACAGCAUACCUCUUAUUUCCAGCCACAUCAUUUCUUACUAUUGGAGGAAUAGAACUCAUGUUCACAAACAUGCAGAUAUCGAGCCUUUUUGGGAGGCGGAAGUCAACGAUCAUGACAUUUCUGUCAGGAUGUCUGGAUUCCUCUGCCUUUGUCUUCAUCGUCGUCAAGCUUCUGUACGAAAACCUAGGUGUGCCACUUCAGACAUCAUUCUUCAUCUUGGCAGGCAUCUGUUUGGUCUUGUGCUUCAAUACCCUCUUGUUACCCAAGACAGGGCACAUUCCAUACCCCUUACCCCCUGGCUACAGACAGAAGAAACUGGAAUCAGACAGGGACGGGGCCGAAGCUGAGGGAGUGGACAACAUGGCAAUGAAUGAAAUGGAAGAACAGCUGUCAGGAAAAGCAGUAGAAUUGCAAGAAGUUAACGACAGCGAGCUCAAUGUUUCCUCUCCCCCUGAUAAAGUCAUCCUGUCAUCUCAGCUCAUCACGGAGGAAGUCAAGAGCACCCGUUAUCCCUCCUUACGUUCCUGCUUCCUCUCCUGGCCAGCACUGUGUCUCUUAAUCUGGUUCUCCUUGCUACAGCUCAACAUGUUCUUCUUCCUGGGCACAAUCAACCCUGGAUUGGAAAGACUGACCAAUAACGAUCAAACUGUCGGUAUGUUCAAGGGACGGUUUUACAAGUGGUUAACGGUGGGUAGAAAACAAAGUUCCUACACAACUGCUCUUGCCAUCUUCCAAGCUUGUUCAAUUGUAGUAGCACCACUUUGUGGGCUUCUUCUUGACAGAAACAGGACCAAAAAGACAAUGAAAGGUUCUAAGCGAGGGCCAUUUGACGAUCUGCUGGACAGUCGUAAUGUGUUUGUCUUCACAACAGUCCUGUAUAUUGCUUUGAAUGUCACUCUUGUCAUCGAUGUCAUUGAAGUCCGCUAUGCGUCCUUCUUACUUCACAUUAUCACAAGGUCCUUCAUGUACUCCCUGGUAGUCACAGGCUGUGCUCUUUUUUUCCCAAUCAAGUAUUUUGGAAGCACCACUGGACUUGUGGAAAGUGCUGCAUCAUUGAUUGGUUUACUACAGAGGCCCAUGUUUGCCAUCCAACAGGACUACCUGGACAACGACUCCUUCUGGAUUUUUAUUGGACUGAUCGUAUUGAAUGCAGUGACUUUCAUUUUGCCUGUCUACAUCCACAUGUAUGUGAAACGUUCAUCCAGAAGGUAUGCCGAGGAAAGAGGAAAAAGCCCAAAUGAAAAUGAAAAAGUAAAACCUAUUCAGGUAAAUUUAGAUCCAGAUUAAAUGCUUUCAGAUGAAGAUCAAUGGAUUUUGGACAGCAAGGGCAAUAACAUAUCAUUAUACAAGCACCGGAAUGCCUCGAAUCAUUUUAUACAUCCUAGUUAGACUGUAUUCAUGUGGCAGCCAUCUUGAAUUGAAAGUGAGGUUAACUUUUCAUUUGCGGAACCUGGGAGUAAAAAUUACAGUGACAAAAUAAAAUUUAUUACAAAUUUAUGGCAAGUUACAUUUAUAAUAAUUUCAAAUUUGUAUCUAAAUGUUUUAGGCUGCAUUAAACGAAACUAAAAGUGAAGUUCUGAACCCCAAAUAGUGUAACCCAGUACCCCAUUUGAGAUUACAUUGAAUAUGAUACAUUCAGGGAAGACAGUCUGAAAUAGUUUCUCCGCCAAUAAGGUCAGUUGUGCUGCAUGUUCAGCAUACAUGCAUGUUGCCACAAAAGCUCACAUGAGCAGAGACGGAUCUAGCUUUCAGGAAACGGGGUUGACGGACGUAUUGAAGGGAUGCCAUGCUAAAUCCGGAAAUCAACGUAAUUGUUUAACUAUAGAUGAUUAGAUGGACGGUGCAGUCCUCAUCCAGGAUUUCUUUUUUUGGGGGGAGGCCUACUCAUGUUUGGGUAGGCCUACUCGUGUUUGGGUAGGCCUACUCGUGUUUGGGUAGGCCUACUCGUGUUUGGGGAGGCCUACUCGUGUUUGGGUAGGCCUACUCGUGUUUGGGGAGGCCUACUCGUGUUUGGGUAGGCCUACUUGUGUUUGGGGAGGCCUACUCGUGUUUGGGGAGGCCUACUCGUGUUUGGGUAGGCCUACUCGUGUUUGGGUAGGCCUACUCGUUUUCUGUCAUGUCACUGGUAGUUCCAUUUAGUCCAUGGCUGAAUGGGAGGGGGGGUUGCAGAUCUGCCUCUCUGAGCCAGUAUCAUCUGUAUAUCCCCCCCCUCGAUUGGAUUCCUUGCCUGUUCACAGGUGUGAAACCUUUUUGUGUUUAUUCCACCUGUUGGAGGUCCACAUUGUGAAGUUAGGCAUUCUGUUCAGUAGUCAAGCCUUUUUUGGUUUUGAAUUUUACAGGUAUUUACCUCACUGUGUGGUGGUCUUGUGAUUAAGGCCCACAAAUCACAGCCUAGCAAUACAUUUAUUGGCCCAGUGGUCCAGGCAUGAUUUUUCUGUACAAUUGCAGCAGUGUAGUUUUUUCAUAAAUUAGACCUUAUUAUCUACAAAUUAUUCAUUAAGUUUUGUGAAGAAGAAUUUUUGCAAGCGUAAAUUUUUGAAUGAAAGGUUCAAGCAAGUUUUUUGUACAAGCAUGUGCACGACAUAACUUUAGAAACAGCUCUUGAAAAAAUACAGUACACUUUAUUACACUUUGUUACUGCACUGCACUUUUGUCAGUUUUCAGUAAGUUUGUCAGGUUGUCAUUACUGGUUCUGCUGUCCUGUUGUUUUUCUCAAAAUUUGACCUCUGCCUAGGUAAUCAGACAGGACUGGUACCCAGAACCCCCUGCCUGGUGUUACAACAGUCCAAAACAAUCUAAAAAUCUCAGCUCCUCCUACAAGAAUGGUGUAGACAUGGUGUAGAUUACAGUGGAGAAGCAAAAAGGAGAGCUUGUCAUGAAGAAGUGUUAAGGCAGGUGGGGUGCUAGGUACUGUGGGACAGUACAUCCUUAGCCCCUUGGUAGAGAUAGUUCACAUGCAGUUACACUCUAUGGUUAAGAUCAUGGAGGAAGAACACAUUAGCAGUUACAACUCUGGCACAUCAAAGUGCUCGAUGAUCAUUGCUGCCCAGUCAGA